GGCUCCCCGGCCACCCCUGGCUCCCCUGCUGGCCCUGGCUCCCCGGCCACCCCUGGCUCCCCGGCCCGCACUUCUCGGGGCAGGAAGAUACAGAAGAAAGAUGCCCUCUCAGCGGGUCAGCCGUCCGGCCUGGCAGCCUUGCAGGACAAGGUCCCCCGGAAAGACACCAUCUCCGAGCUCCAGUCAUGCCUGCAGCGGGCUCGGGCGCUGGAGGUGCGGGUCCAGGCGCUGAAGGCCAGCGCCCAGAAGGGUGCUGAGAGCCCCAGCCCGCCGGAGGCUGAGGGCGGUCCAGAGCAGCCGUGCGGCAAGCAGCUGCCCGCCUACCAGCGCUUCCAUGCCCUGGCCCAGCCCGGCCCUCCAGGGCUGGUGCUGCCCUACAAGUACCAGGUGCUGGCCGAGAUGUUCCGCAGCAUGGACACCAUCGUGGGCAUGCUCCACAACCGCUCGGAGACUGCCACCUUCGCCAAGGUCAAGCAGGGCGUCCAGGACAUGACACGCAAGCGCUUCGAGGAGCGCAACGUGGGCCAGAUCAAAGCCGUGUAUCCCACGUCCUACCGCUUCCGCCAGGAGCGCAACGUCCCCACCUUCAAGGACGGUGUGAAGAGGUCCGAUUACCAGCUCACCAUCGAGCCGCUGCUGGACCAGGAGGCUGGCGCUGCAGCCCCCCAGCUCACGGCCUCGCGCCUCCUGCAGCGGCGGCAGGUCUUCAGCCAGAGGCUGCUCGAGCGAGCCAAGGAGCACCACAGGGCCUUCCUGGCCUCCCUGAGCCCCCCCAUGGAGGUGCCUGACGACCAGCUGACCCGCUGGCACCCGCGCUUCAGCGUGGACGAGGUGCCUGACGUCGAGCCGGCCGCGUUGCCCCAGCCGCCUGCCACGGAGCAGCUCACCACGGCCCAGGAGGUGCUGGCCCGCGCCCGCGGCCUGGUGUCGCCCAGGAUGGAGAAGGCCUUGAGUCAGCUGGCCGUGCGCUCAGCCGAGCCCAGCAGCCCCGUCCUGCCCGCCAGCCCGCCGGCCACCCCGCCCACCACCCCCACCCACGCCCUGAAGGGGGUGUCCCAGGACCUGCUGGAGCGGGUCCGGGCCAAGGAGGCACAGAAGCAGCUGGCACAGAUGACGCGGCGCCCGGAGCAGGAGCUGCGGCUGCAGCGGCUGGAGCGGCUGCCCGAGCUGGCCCGCGUGCUGCGCAGCGUCUUUGUCUCGGAGCGCAAGCCGGCGCUCACCAUGGCGAUGGCCUGCGCCCGGAUGGUGGGCAGCUACUGUGCCAGCAUGAGCCCUGGGGAGAUGGAGAAGCACCUGCUGCUGCUGUCCGAGCUGCUGCCCGACUGGCUCAGCCUCCACCACGUUCGCGGCGACACCUACGUCAAGCUGGACAAGGCUGCCGACCUGGCCAGCAUCACGGCACGCCUGGCCCUCCGCGCCCGCACCGAGGGGCUGUGAGCCCGGGGCCUGCUGCAGAGCAGCGGGCUGGGGACACACUGGGCUGGGCCGCUGUGUGGUUUUACUCCUUGUAUGAACUCGACGCACUUUGCUCUUCUCUUCCCGGGGGUCCCCGACGGUGGGUGGUGGGUCUGUCUUGGUCUCGGGUAGGUGUGUUGAUAUUAAACUGGUUUCUGCCUCC
Molecule: messenger RNA, 1618 nt
Organism: Lemur catta (Ring-tailed lemur)
Lineage: Eukaryota; Metazoa; Chordata; Mammalia; Primates; Lemuridae
Gene: CDT1
Product: chromatin licensing and DNA replication factor 1
Exons: 9
Biological process (GO): regulation of DNA-templated DNA replication initiation; mitotic cell cycle; DNA replication checkpoint signaling
Cellular component (GO): nucleus
Molecular function (GO): DNA polymerase binding; DNA binding
Source: RefSeq, a predicted model, not a curated record